Molecule: messenger RNA, 1181 nt
Organism: Manis javanica (Malayan pangolin)
Lineage: Eukaryota; Metazoa; Chordata; Mammalia; Pholidota; Manidae
Gene: FABP2
Product: fatty acid binding protein 2
Molecular function (GO): lipid binding
Source: RefSeq, a predicted model, not a curated record
GACAGACCUGAAUCUCCGAUUUCCUAGAGGCUGACUCAACUAGAGAUCAUGGCAUUUGAUGGUACUUGGAAAGUAGAGCGGAGUGAGAACUAUGACAAGUUCAUGGAAAAAAUGGGUAUUAAUGUGGUGAAAAGGAAGCUUGCAGCUCAUGACAAUUUGAAACUGAUAAUUACUCAAGAAGGAAAUAAAUUUACAGUCAAAGAAUCAAGCACUUUUCGAAGCACUGAAACUGUUUUUGAGCUUGGUGUCACGUUUAAUUACAGCCUAGCAGAUGGAACUGAACUGAGUGGGUUUUGGAGGAUGGAGGGAAAUAAACAUGUUGGAAAAUUCAAACGGGUAGACAAUGGAAAUGAACUGAAUUCUGUCCGAGAAAUCAUAAAUGGUGAAAUGGUCCAGACUUAUGUAUAUGAAGGAGUAGAAGCCAAGAGGUUCUUCAAAAAGGAAUGAACAUUGUUCUUGGAGUACAGCCCAGAACACUAACUGAAUGGAGAAUCUAUAUUACACCAAAAUUGGUUUUCUUCCCCUAUCAAGCAUAAAGCUACUGACUGAUUAGUCCUUUUAUAAGUAUUGGCCAAUGGCUUAUGUUUCUAGUCUUGCCAAAGCAAAAGAAGUAAAAUCUAAUCAGGAUUUAACUUUUUCUACAUUUUCUAAGAUGUACAGUUAUUGGUGUUCUAAAAUAAUUUGUGACAUUUUAAAAAACAAAGGAAUAAAUAUUGUUUCCACGUUGCUUCAUAAGUAGCCACACCUUAAUUUUACAAGAAAAUAUGUGAUUUAUGCAUUGAAAAACUGUUUUUUUUUUUCUUUUCCACAUUUGGUAAAUUAAAAACAUAGGCUGCAUGAAGACUUUAACCUUCUUGCACUGGUUGUGAUUCUUCAGCAGAAAUCUUACAGGCCAGAAGGGAGGGGCAGGAUGUUUAAAAUGCUGGACAGGGAAAAAUCUCACAACCAAGAAUCUUCCACCCAGCAGGAUUACCACUCAGAAUUAAAGGAGAGAGAGAGUUUCUCAGACAAGCAUGAACUAAAGGAGUUCAUCACUACUAAACUGGCCUAACAAGAAAUGUAAGGGUCUUCUUUAAGCUGAAAAGAAAAGGCCAUAAUUAGAAAUAAGAAACUGGAUGAAAGAGAAAUAUGUCACUGGUAAAGGCAAAUAUAUAAUAAAGACAAUAUUAGCCAUUUUAAAA